Molecule: messenger RNA, 1638 nt
Organism: Ceraceosorus guamensis
Lineage: Eukaryota; Fungi; Basidiomycota; Exobasidiomycetes; Ceraceosorales; Ceraceosoraceae
Exons: 3
Cellular component (GO): nucleus
Molecular function (GO): protein binding
Source: RefSeq, a predicted model, not a curated record
UCAAAUUUGUAUGCUUCGACUGGCUUUGAUCUGAUCGGUGCGCUCACCCGCAUCGCCAACCGUCCCAACCCAAAGAUCACGAUCGGGCCCAUCGACCUGUCUUGCUCUUUCACCGUUUCGGACGCCAAUAUGCCAGAUCAGCCCAUCUUAUACUGCUCAGACUCGUUUCUGCAUUUGACCGGCUAUGAGCGCGCAGAAGUCUUGGGUCGCAACUGCCGCUUCCUUCAAGCCCCGGGCGGCAUGGUGGAAGCAGGAUCAGAGCGUCAACAUACCGACGGUCGCGCUGCACGCCAUCUCAAGAAGCGAUGCCAUAAUCUUCAAGAGUGCCAGGCCACACUCAUCAACUAUCGCAAGAAUGGGCAUCCCUUCAUCAAUCUGGUGACCAUCGUUCCCCUGAGCUGGGGCGACGUGGGUCCCAAUGGCGAGCCUCCUCCAACGUACUUGAUUGGCUUUCAGGUCGACCUCGUCGAGUCACCUGGCGCUGUCGUCGAACGCAAGGCCGAUGGAACUUACCACAUGAAUUAUGCGAACGGUGACCGUCAAGAUUCAACUCGCUCCCAGCCACUGGACGACCAUACCGCUCUACACACGCAUGCUGCCGAGACUCUGGCUGCUGCUGCUGCCAGCGCCGUCGCACAGCAAGAUCCGGCAGUGGUCAAGGCGAAUCAACAAAGGAUGAUGGCAAAGGACCUCGCCGACAUCAUCAGCAGCGGCAGCGUGGACACAUCGCAAUGGGCUACAUUACUACUCGAAAACUCGCACGAUCUCAUUCACGUUUUGUCGCUCAAGGGCACGUUCUUGUACGUAUCGCCCUCGGUCGAGCGGAUCCUUGGAUUUAAGCCCGAAGAGCUGGUCGGCAAGAGCAUCAGCGAAUUCUGUCAUCCGUCGGAUGUAGUGCCCGUCUUCCGCGAGCUCAAGGACUCCACGAGCAACGCAAGCAUUGCUGCUGCUGCUCUCGGUCCCUCGGUCAACUUGAUGAUGCGCAUGAGGCACAAAACGCUAGGCCACACUUGGAUAGAAAGCGCCGGCAAGCUCCAUCUAGAGCAAGGCAAGGGUCGCAAAGUUGUUAUCUCCUCUGGCCGUACACGUCCAGUGUACGAUCUACCAUGGGAAAUGGCGCGCAAAAGUCUCGACCCCCCUGGGCACGAGUCGCCUGGCGUCUGGUCAAAAGUUUCGAAGAGUGGCCUCUUCUUGACAACAAAUGGAGCAAUUUCUAACCUUCUAGGUCAGCAAGCCGAGGACACGCAGCUUACCGGGCGUCAUAUUCGAAGAUUCACCAACCCGGAGGCACACUCGGCUAUUCUCACAGCUCUGCAGAGCUCCGAUGGCGGAGUUGUCUCGCACGCGAUGAACGAUGGCCAUUCGAGUCCAAAGGUCGACGUUUUGUCCACUUUCUACCCUUCGGCUCGAGAUGCGGAGGUAGCGGAGCAGCAGCCUGCCGUGUUUCCUCGCGCACACAUUGCUCCGCUCGCCAAGCAUUCGAGCUCCGAGAGUGACGCUGUCUCGUCAUUGAAACCUGGCGAACCCAGAGCAGGCAGUGUAUUUGCCGAGCUGUCCACUUACAGAAGCUCAUCGUGGGUCUUCGAGCUCCACCAGCUCAAGAAUGCCAACAAAAAGCUUCGCGAGGAGUUGCGACAC